AUCCGGGAGCAGAGGCCAUGGAGUCCCCUUCUCUGCUUCUCUGCAAAGGGCUGCUGCUCACAGCCUCACUUUUAACCUGCUGGACCUCACCUGCCAUGGCGCGAAGAAGCACUAAAGAAAUUCAGGUCUCUGCUGCCAAAGGAGCGAGGGUUCUUCUCUCUGUUCCGGUAGAGAGCUUCCUCUCCUUUAACUGGUACAAAGGGAGAGAAGAACACAGUGAUUUUAUGAUUGCCCACUAUGAAAAGACCCAGGAAGUUAAACUCGGGAAUAAUUCCAGCGGCAGGGAAGAAAUAUAUUUGGAUGGAUCCAUGAUGAUCAAGAACGUCACCCAGGAAGACGCCGGGAUCUACACUCUAGAAAUCUUUGGAACACAUGAUCGAUAUGAAAUAACACAUUUUCACCUCCAAGUAUACAAGAUUGUGACACAGCCCUAUAUGCUACUCAACAACACUGUAGUGAGAAAGCGGAGGCAUGUCUCAGUUUUCACCUGUGUGACACCGGACACUGGAAUCGAGUUCAAUUGGUUCUUCAAUUACAAGCCCCUCAAUUUAACGGAGAGGACCACACUGUCUCCUGAAAAGCACAAGCUCAUCAUCAACCCCACCUGGAGGGUCGAUGGAGGGAUCUAUCAGUGUGGGGUCUCCAACGCCUUCAGCUCCAGGAGGAGUAACCCGUUGCUCUUCGCGAUGGUUUAUGGCUAAUGUCUUCUCUCUUCCUGUGCCAGAGCGCUGAGGUUUUUGU
This is a messenger RNA of Phodopus roborovskii (desert hamster), 741 nucleotides long. RefSeq names its product carcinoembryonic antigen-related cell adhesion molecule 15-like. NCBI's taxonomy places the organism in Eukaryota, Metazoa, Chordata, Mammalia, Rodentia, Cricetidae. The transcript is spliced from 3 exons. Bases 18 to 701 code for a protein of 227 amino acids. Gene Ontology annotation, cellular component: external side of plasma membrane. Gene Ontology annotation, biological process: T cell activation. The record is from RefSeq and is a predicted model, not a curated record.